GUUCACAUGGGAUGCCAAUAGAUAGGUAGGGACCAACCAACCCACUGUGUAUUGAUGAGUUGAAUAGGCUGAUGGCUGAGAGGAAGGAAUAAAGGACAAUGGCCAAACCACCAAACAUUGAAACAUCUAUAUACAGAGAGAGAGAGAGAGAGAUGAAACUCCAAAGAUAGUAACCAAGGGAGCAUGGUGAUCUUCCUGAUUCUCUUCUUGGUCCUGAAACUCUCAGCAGGACAAGAUGAGUGCACCCCAACAACAUGCUCAGACCACGGUCCAACCAUCCGAUUCCCAUUCCGUCUAAACAACCGCCAGCCUCAACACUGUGGCUAUCCCGGCUUCGAUCUUUCUUGCUCCCAAAACAACGACACGGUCCUUGACCUCCCAUUUUCUGUCAAAGUUUUCAUCAACCACAUAAAUUACACAUCUCAAUCCAUUCACAUCGCAGACCCAGAUGGUUGUUUUCCUAGCCAGCUUCGACACCUCAACUUGUCUUCCUCUCCAUUCCAAUUCUCCAAUUUCGUCAAUGAUUUCAGCUUAUUCAGUUGCCCUGCAAAAGGGCAACAAUUCCAAUACAAGACCUGCAUUCCCGGCGAACCGGGUCGUGAAGUUAUUGCUGUUCACAAUGAUUUUUUCAUCUUCAAUCUUGGACUUAUCUACUACUACCCCUUAUUAUCUUGCAGAAAGUUGUAUAAUAUUUCGUCUGUUCCUUCUGAGGUAUUUGAUCGAACAUCCGAUCUGCAAUUGAAAUGGUCGAAACAGAUAUGUGGCAACUGUGAAGCAGAAGGCAAGUAUUGUAGAUUGAAGAUCAGUAACAGCACGGGACAUGAAAAUUUUGAAUGCUUUGGCUUCCUCAAACCACCAAAGGAAGGUGAAUUGAAAAGGCGACUAGUGAUUGCAGGUGCGGUUGUAGGCUCUUUUCUUCUUCUUGUAGUUGUCAUUGCAUUGUAUUGUGUCCACAGAGCAAAGAAAAUAAAGAGAGAGGACCAAUUAAAGAUUGACAGCUUUUUGGAGGAUUACAGGGCUCUCAAGCCAUCAAGAUAUUCUUAUGCAGACAUCAAAAAAAUUACAAAUCAAUUCAUAGACAAAGUAGGUCAAGGAGGUUAUGGAACAGUGUACAAGGGACAGCUUUCCAAUGAUGUUUAUGUUGCAGUGAAAAUCCUCAAUAGUUCAAAGGGAAAGGGGGAAGAUUUCAUCAACGAAGUGGGAAUAAUAGGUAGAAUCCACCACAUCAAUGUGGUUCGCCUGGUUGGAUAUUGUGCUGAUGGGUUUAGAAGAGCUCUUAUUUAUGAAUUCUUACCAAAUGAUUCACUGCAAAAGUUCAUGUCAUCCGAUCACGAGAAAGGUUUACUUGGUUGGAAGAAGUUGCAAGAUAUUGCUAUAGGCAUAGCCAAAGGAAUUGAAUAUCUUCACCAAGGGUGUGAUCAACGAAUCCUUCACUUCGAUAUUAAACCCCAUAAUGUCUUGUUGGACCACAACUUAAAUCCGAAGAUCUCAGAUUUUGGUCAAGCAAAGUUGUGCUCAAAGGAACAAAGUAUUGUAUCCAUGACUACUGCUAGGGGAACCAUUGGCUAUAUCGCACCUGAAGUAUUCUCCAGGAACUUUGGGAAUGUGUCAUACAAAUCAGAUAUCUAUAGCUUUGGGAUGUUGUUGCUUGAAAUGGUAGGAGAGAAAAAGGAUUUUAAUGUAACAGUGCAGAACACCAACCAAGUGUACUUUCCUGAAUGGAUUUACAAUCGUUUGCAUCGCGGAGAGGAGCUGGGAAUCCAGCUGAGGGAUGAUGCAGAUGCCAAGAUUGCAAAGAAGUUAGCGAUUGUGGGACUUUGGUGCAUUCAGUGGUACCCGAUAGAUCGACCCUCCAUGAAUGUUGUGGUUAAAAUGCUAGAAGGCGAUGAGGACACUCUGAUCAUGCCCGCCAAUCCAUUUUCUUCCACAAAUCCAACAGCAACUAGUGCAGUUGUGGAUGUAAGGCCUGUAAAUAGUGAGUUAGAAAUUAUUGUUGAAUCUGAAAUUAUUAUUGAAUCUGAAUAACAAAGCCAAACUAUGUCAGUUUUAUUGUAGUUUCAUCGGAGUAGAAAUCUCUCCAUUGUCAUCGAUCAAUGACUGGUCCUUUUUUAUGCAUAAAUAUAGUAUUUGAUUAACA
Camellia sinensis is the source of this 2137-nucleotide messenger RNA. Its product is annotated as rust resistance kinase Lr10. Lineage: Eukaryota; Viridiplantae; Streptophyta; Magnoliopsida; Ericales; Theaceae. Gene Ontology annotation, biological process: protein phosphorylation. Gene Ontology annotation, molecular function: ATP binding; protein kinase activity; polysaccharide binding. The record is from RefSeq and is a predicted model, not a curated record.